AUGCGAUCGGCCAAGCUGAAGGCGGCUGCCACCGACGAGGCCCUGGCUGCGGAGCUGGCUGAACAGCAGCGGCUCGAGGUCAAGGAUGCGAAGAUGCUGCAGCUGGUGCGUGACUACCCGGAGGUACGGUCGCUAGAGGCCCAGCUAAAGUACGCCUAUCUCCGUAAGAGUCGUGCAGAGCAGGUGACGGACCGCACCGCCGCCAAGGCGUUGGAGGCGGAGGAACAACGGAGGUACAUGGAGCAUCUCGCGGAGAAGGAUCGACUUGCCAAAGUGGAAGAGGAGAAGAAGCGUCAAGAGGACAUGGAGCGCUUCCGACGCCAUCAGGCAGCGCAGCUAGAGAUAAUCCGCCAGCAUCGCUUGGCCGCCACGGAGGAAGCGAAGCAGCGCGAACAGGAACGCAUCGCCGUAGACGCCGUAGUGGCUCGAGUGCAAGAGCAGGACUUUCUCGAAACCCUCGCUCGUCGAGACCGGCAGCGUCAGCUUAUGGAGGAGCAGGAUGAGUUCUGCCGCCUCCGCGCUGCUAUGAAGAAGGCGGAGCAGGAUCGUGAGGCCAAAGAAGAGGCAGCGAUUCGCGCAUACCUCGAUGAGCAGGCUCGUAGACGCGAGAUGGACGCCAAGGUGGCGCGCGAGCGGGACGCUGUCAAGGCCCGCGUUUUGGAAGAGCAGGGCCGCCGCAUCGUCGAGGAGGAGGCCAAGAAGCGUGAGCUGGAGAUGCUGCUUCAGGAGUACUACGAGGAGGAGCGACUCACCAAGGAGCAGAUGCUUAUCGCGGCAGAGAAGGCGAGUCGUGAACGCAUGGCAGCCGCCGUGACACGCGAAAACCAGCAGCUCAUUGAUCAGCGCCGUCUUGCCAAGGAAGCACAGCUGGCCGAUGAGCUGCGCUUCCGGCAGUUGGCAAUGGAACAGUUGGCUUCCGAGGCGAAGAUGCAACAGCUCAACCGCCAAAAGCAAGCGCAGCUCAAGCGGCAGCACAUCGCCGAGGUGCAACAGCGCCUGGAGGAACGCCGGCUCCUCAAGGAGCAGGAGAAAGAGCUAGAACGAAAAGUGGAGGAGCAGGACCGCAAGCGAGAGGAGCAGAUCCAAGAGUACAUCCGACGUGCUCGUGCCCAGCUCUUGGCAGAGCAUCUACCCAAGUUAGGCUCCUAUGCCCCUGUGCGCGCCAUGCGGGACGAGGAGAAGAUUCAGUUUUUGCCUCAGAUCAAAACCGCCAGCGCUGCACUUCGGGAAAGCUAA
Molecule: messenger RNA, 1236 nt
Organism: Leishmania braziliensis MHOM/BR/75/M2904
Lineage: Eukaryota; Euglenozoa; Kinetoplastea; Trypanosomatida; Trypanosomatidae
Exons: 1
Coding region: 1-1236 (411 amino acids)
Source: RefSeq, a predicted model, not a curated record